AUGUCGACGCAGCGUUCCAAGGUCGCGCUCGACCGUCUACGCAUCUUGAAACCGGUUGCUCGGGCGUUUGCGCUUGGAUAUCUCACUACUACCCUGCCGAAACUUAUCUCUCUUUUGAAAACUCUGCGGCGGAGAGACGUUAGCACCGCAGAGAAGCUACAGCGGUUGAUCCGCAUCUUGCAUUGUGGUUUUAAAUGGGACCGCUUUCCAGUUUUCUGCGCUCUGCUGGCGGGGGGCUCCUCCAUCCUGCCUCGUGCCCUGGAAGUUGUUAGAUUAAGAUUCGCCUCCGGUGGGUAUCUCCAAUCCCUGCCCACGACUGGUAUUCCACUUUCGUCGAACCGGCCGUUGCGGUUCCUAGCGGCCUUCCUGUCCGCCCUGAUCUGCUUUCCAAUCCUCAAUCGUACAGCAAAACAUCCGUACGGCCGGCGUGCGGGACUCGACCAACACGCUUCCUCCGAUCAAUCCAACGUGGCCAAGAAGAAUAAGGACUACGGCAACGGCAACGGCAAUGGCGGCGGCAACAACUUUGACGACAACGACAAGCACCACCUUGCUGGUCGCACCCUAGACUUGACUCUCUUUGCGACAACUAGGGCUGCAGAUGCUAUAGUCAACCUGUUAUGGUCACAGUGGAAAACCUCCCCACGCGCCGCCCAUGGAAAAAGCAAGACCGGGCAACGGGUGCACUCCCUUGCCCCCAAACUCGCAGAUACUGGCCUCUUCGCUAUCAGCUCCGCUAUUGUGAUGUGGGCUUGGUUCUACCUCCCAGAACGACUUCCUUACUCCUAUGGCAAAUGGAUCAGCGAAGCUGCCCAGCUCGAUAGCCGCAUCCUUGAAGCCCUCCGGACUGCCCGCAGAGGCGAGUGGGCCUACGGCCGCGACAACGGCGAUCAAGUGGUCCUCGAAUCCAUGUGUGCUGACUACGGAUGGCCAAUCGAAUGGGGCACUCCCCAAAAGACAGUUCCUAUUCCCUGUGAGAUAGUGCACAUGGGUUGUGGUCCGAACUGUGAAAAAACCGCCAUCUGGCGAUUUGCUAGAGCUUUCAAGUUUGCUUGCGCCACGUACAUCCCUCUCCAGAUCGUGAUGCGUUGUCGAUCCCGCAAUCUCAAAACAUACAUCCAUGCUAUCAAGAGCGCGCUACGUUCGUCCACAUUCCUCGGCCUUUUCGUUAGCCUGUUUUAUUAUUCCGUGUGUUUGGCGCGUACAAGACUGGGACCUAAGCUGUUUAGCUCAAAAACAGUCACACCUAUGAUGUGGGAUUCCGGUCUCUGCAUCGCCGCCGGUUGUGCAAUGUGUGGAUGGAGCAUCUUCGUGGAAUCAGCAGGGAGAAGGCAGGAGAUUAGCUUGUUUGUUGCUCCCAGAGCACUGGCUACAUUGCUUCCACGGGAAUAUGAUAAAAAGUAUCAAUGGAGAGAGAGGCUGGCUUUCUCUCUCAGCACUGCUAUUCUCGUUGCCUGUACACAUGAAAAUCCAAAUAUGGUUCGCGGCGUAUCCGGCAAGUUCCUGGCUCGCGUGUUCAAGGCAUGAUAGAUCCUCAUAAUUACCCUAUUUCUUUCACCACCAUGUAUUAUUACAUUUUUACGUCAUUUAACUUUACAAGCUAUAUAAUGUUAAUAUAUAGAUGUCCUUCACUCGGCUUCUCUCCAUGGAUUUUCCGAGUUUGAUAGACUUACCUAGGCAGCCCAGCUAGAUCCACCUAUUAUGUCAUCUUUGCUAGCCCUAUGCAUCACGUGAGUCAGGUACAGAACUCUAUUUUUACCCUGCGGAAAAAGGGAACGCCCCUUUUCAGAAAAACGCAAUGUGCUAGGUUGUUACCCUUAGCACUUAUUUUUAUUUUCCUGAUAUCCAUGCAGAACAAAGACACCGGAAUAGCGGAGUUCAGUCUGAACUGCUGCGCCUCAGUGUGAUGCAUGCAACGCUUUCUCCGUACGAAUGCGAACACGAAACUCCAAGCGGAUUCCACAUAUGGAAGCAAAAUCCUGCAAGCUCGUUAACUAGUUGGUUACUUUCUCGAAAGAGUGAUAAGCUUGAUCGACUCAGGGAUUCAUCUGCUUCAAGCGAUGAUGCCUGACGGUGCACAAGAUAUGUAUCUGUACGACAUAUUUUUUGCUUAGCUUAGUUGGCAAUGACGUACGAUGAACGACAGACCACGAGGUCCAAUUGACCUUCAAAGCAAACAAGCGUUCACUAUGCGUUUUGCAGUCGUAUAGUGCAAUGCCGAUCAAACUGAGCAAUAGCCCUAUAGGGCUAAGGCCUUGAGCUCGCCCGGUACCAGCGAUCAGGGCAUUAAAUCUCAGCCGGCGGUUGUGCUUAUUUUGAACCUUGCCCGUUAUCGUGACGUCGACUAUUGUCGUGCUCAGGCAGCAUAACUUCAAUAUUAUUCUUAUUUCGGCUUGUCUGUUUCAAAGACGGGCUGAAGUGGAUAAGUAUGAGAGGUGUUCAAUCACCAACACGCUGUCUAUCCCUGCAAUGAGCUUGAAAAAGGGGGGUCUAAGGUUGACAACCCUUUUAACGGCCUGUCAACAAAUGCGGAAAAUGCCAGAAGUCUUUUCCCUUGGUGUUUUUCUCCGACACAGCGGAUUCGAAUUCCGCGCUGACAGAUGUUUGCAUUCUGUCACGUUUUUUUGGGUCGCCGGCGUGGGCCUACAUGGAUUAUAGACUAUCGACAAGGAUAGAGCUCUUUACCUCGCGAUAUCCCUGCUGUAGCUAGGGAAGUCUAGAUACUCCGCUUCCUCAAAAUAUACCGG
This is a messenger RNA of Trichophyton rubrum CBS 118892, 2747 nucleotides long. RefSeq lists its product as uncharacterized. NCBI's taxonomy places the organism in Eukaryota, Fungi, Ascomycota, Eurotiomycetes, Onygenales, Arthrodermataceae. The coding region runs from base 1 to 1527 and encodes 508 amino acids. The record is from RefSeq and is a predicted model, not a curated record. The transcript has 4 exons.